AUGCCCUUAGAAGGGGUUUUCAUUGAACCCUCUUCAAGCCCAGUUCCUGAUCUUUCUUUACACAUCAGUCCUCCUAAUAUUUCCUCUCCUUCUUCAGUAUGUAACAGCAACAGCAACAACAUUAGCAAUAAAGUGGAUGCAAGCUUCGAUCUUUUGGGCAGACAGGAAGCCAUCCAUAAGUCCAAUACAGUUAGCUCCAUGAGAAGUGAUUGUCAAGCUUAUAUAGAGCUCUCUCUAGCACACCCAACAACUGGCCUUGAUGAAGAAAGUAUAAGAAGUAGAAGAAAUCUAUCAAGUGCUAGAGCGCCAGAAGAGCUACCUCAUCACAACCCUUAUCAUCAACAAAGUCAUAAUCAUCAUCACCAUCAUCAUCAUCUUCAACAUUCUAAUGGUGCUACCCAUCACUUGAAUCAUAUAAAUCAUGGGGUUUCUCUACUUGAAGUAUCAGAUGGUUUGAGGCCAAUUAAAGGGAUUCCAGUUUAUCACAACCGUUCCUUUCCUUUUAUGCCUUUAGAACAUUCAUCAAGAGAGAAUAAAGAUCCCAAGAUGUGCUUCUACCAAAUGCCCUAUCCUUCUUCCUCUUUGUGCUCACCUUCUGUUAAUCCUCACUCUUCUUCUUCCACUUCUUCACCUUAUAGUAUCGGAGGAGGAGGUUUAGAUCCCAUGUCCAUGUUAAACUCGUCAGGGCCUAAUCAAGCUUUGCCAGGUCCUUAUAAUAGAUUAGCACCAACAAGAUUCAAUGGGCUCUCAAUGGAUGCUCUCAAAUCCCACCAAUUGCACCACCAUCAUCAUAAUCAAUAUGGAGUUGGAUCUAAUGAGGGUUCUCCCCAUGGCUUGAUUAGAUCAAGAUUCUUGCCAAAGAUUCCAACAAAGAGAAGCAUGAGAGCUCCAAGAAUGAGAUGGACGAGCACUCUUCAUGCUAGAUUUGUUCGUGCUGUUGAGCUUCUUGGAGGCCAUGAAAGAGCUACUCCAAAGUCAGUUCUUGAACUCAUGGAUGUCAAAGAUCUCACAUUAGCUCAUGUCAAGAGCCAUUUACAGAUGUAUAGAACUGUUAAGACCACUGACAAGCCUGCAGCCUCUUCAGAUGGAUCUGGAGAAGAAGACAUAUUGUCACCAAUUGGCAGUUUUAGUACUGGAAAUGAGCGUGGUGGACUGCAAAGAGGGGUACAAUCAGACGGGUCAACGGUACAGCAAGACAUGGACUACCCUUCACCUGCUGCUGCUUCAACUCUAUGUAGUAAUUCUUCAAGUGGUAGGGAAGCAUGGCAGCAAACAAACUCCAGGGACAUGGAUGGGCACAGACAGGGCAUAUUCCAGUCACAACAAAGAUCUGAACAACAAAUGGAGGAAUGCGAUUCCACUCUGCUGAAAAGCUACCUGGGAACUUCUUAUUUGGAUUGCAAGAACCCCAGCUUGGAGUUCACAUUAGCCUAUGCUUUCUGCAUUCUGGUUCUGAUUAUAAUCUUAGUGACAUGGAAUGAAGCCUGUGAGGCUGCAACUAUGAUUAUCAAAGCACACAGUUAA
Molecule: messenger RNA, 1524 nt
Organism: Dovyalis caffra
Lineage: Eukaryota; Viridiplantae; Streptophyta; Magnoliopsida; Malpighiales; Salicaceae
Source: the annotation of a GenBank genome assembly